Drosophila mojavensis is the source of this 1278-nucleotide messenger RNA. RefSeq lists its product as uncharacterized. NCBI's taxonomy places the organism in Eukaryota, Metazoa, Arthropoda, Insecta, Diptera, Drosophilidae. Bases 173 to 1222 code for a protein of 349 amino acids. The record is from RefSeq and is a predicted model, not a curated record. The transcript has 2 exons.
UUUGUAUCUCAAUCAUAUCCGAGAGAGUAUUCAUUUAAUUUUCUCUUUUGAGACUCAUUUCACUCUCCUCUCGUCCUAUACGACUCGGGGAGCCUGAAGUGGCAAACGAGUCAGUCAGUUGGAUAUUGGAAGUGAGGAAUGAAAGAUCGAUUUUGGCUUCACAAGCUAAACAAUGGCAAGCGGCUUUGACUUCAACAAAUUGUGCUCAACUUUUAGUGAGAUCUGCCCGGACUUUGGCGAGACCCAUCAAACUGACAAAUCGGAGAGCCUGAAGUUUGCCAACAAAGUGCUCUUCGAACUUGGGCCCAAGAUGUGGCACAUUAAGAAGAGUGGAUCAGCCCAAAUGUGGCGCUUAAUCUUUAAUGAGGGCACAAGCGUUUACAUCUACACCCACACCUUCCAGCGCCCGGUCAAUGUUAAUCCGCAGCUGCACGACAAGAAGCUCUAUCUUACUCUCAAGCAGGCUGGCCUGUUGGCAGUCAGCAAACUGUGCACCGGGUUGCUCGGUGAAUAUAACCCAAGAAAUAAGGUGCUCUUGACCCCACUGGCUCGCGCUGUCUUUCUGCCACAAAACAUUUCGAAAAUUGCCGUCGAGCUGACAGAGCUGCUCCAGCGCAGGGUGGACACCAACGAGGUGGUCAGGGCAGUUAUCAGCAGCUGCCAGACCGACGGCUUCCACUUGCAGCACAGCCAGUGCCACAUUGCACUGGCCGCCCUUGAGGUGACAGUUCCUGCAGCCGUCCAGCGGCAGAAGCUGCGCGAAAAGACCAUGCGGCUCUAUGCCAAGCAUGGCAAGACUUAUGACGCGGCUCAGUACGCUAUCUACGUCAAGUACUCCAAGCGAAACGACACAGCAGCAGGUGAAGAGCCCUCACAGCCAAGUGCAGACGAUCAGAGCCGGUCCAAAGGUGAGAGCAUAGACGCCGUCUUAUGCAGCAUUGUCAGGUCUGCGGAUGAUCCUCUCAGCGGUGACACACUGGAGAUGAUAUAUGAGCAACCUUCAAGCAGCAACCUGGAAAGCGAAAUGGCUUCAUUCUUAUAUCUAGAGCCUUUGGAAGACUUUGACUACCUGGACCGGCUUAGCUCACAUCUAGAGCCUUUGGAAGACUUUGACUACUUGGACCGGCUUAGCUCAUAUCUAGAGCCUUUGGAAGACUUUGACUACUUGGACCGGAUUAGCAGCCAGAUGCUCUCACUGGGAGUUGAUGAAUUUCUCCAAUGAACAAUAUUCAUAAAUCAAAUAUAAUCAAUCUUAAAAUAUAUAUUUUUCUUAUUCAA